AUGUUAGCAGCGUUGACUGAAGCCUGGACACAACAACAGAGACAACAACCUUUGCCCCUUCCGCCUCUACCAGCACAAGCUGAGGCAGAUAAUACUGACAUCAUCAAUCUGACACAGAAAUUCAUGAAAAUGAAACUGCCGACGUUCUGUGGUGGAAUUGAACCUUUGAAAGCAGAGACAUGGUUACUUGAAAUUGAGAAGUUGUAUGAAGUGUUUCCUUGUACCGAAACUCAGAAAGUCCUCAUAGCCACCUACACUCUGAAGGAUGAAGCUCGCAGGGAUCGGAAAGUAUCUGAAUUCCAGGAACUCAAGCAGGGAAGAAUGUCUGUAGCAGAGCAUGAAGCUAAAUUCACCGAAUUGGCACGGUUCGCUCCACACAUGGUGGAUACUGAUUACAAGAAAGUACGAAAAUUCGAAGGUGGAUUGGAUUUGGAGGUGUUUGAUCGGGUGGGCGUGUUGAAAUUGCCUACUUAUGUGGAAGUCUUAGACAGAUCCUUAAUGGCGAAAGCUACCAUAGCCGCUAUGAGACAAAGUAAAGCCCCAGUAACUAUAACAACUGAGUGGAGAGGAAAAAGAUCCAAGUUUGGUUCUAAGAAAAGCCGGUCCUUUGUCAGUAAGAAACAGAACACAGGAUCUACAAACAGCUCGAGUCAGAGGGAUAGGUCUAACCCGAUUUGUCUCGAUUGUGGUAAAAGACACAGGGGUGUGUGUCACCGAGUAUCCGAUGCUUGUUACCGAUGUAGCCAACCAGGUCAUGUAGUGAGAGAUUGCCCGUUCAGGUAUGACAAUGCUAGCCGUCCUGCAGCAAGUUCAGCGAGAUCUGCUUCUGUGGCCAAAACCAAUGCCAAAGCCAAUACUGGGAAAGAACCUCAGAGACAAGGCCGAGUGUUUGCCUUAGUGCCCAGUGACGUACCGAACACCUAUAUUGUGGUGUCAGGGAAAGUUAAUACCGUAGCAGAUGCUUUAAGCCGAAAAUCAACGGGAAGUUUGUCAUGUCUGUUAUCUAAUCGGAAAGAAUUAUUGAAUGACCUAGAACAAGUUGGGCUAUCAACCGCUAUUUUUGCUCAACCUGCUAUUCUUGAUGAGAUCAAGCAAAAACAAUGUGAAGAUGAAUACUUGAAGAAGAUCAUAGAGGAAUUUGAUUCGAAGCCAAGGCCAGGAUUUGGAUUCAAAGUUUGUGUCGAGAUUUUGGUAGAGUUUACAACACGCUUUGCGGACUGA
Molecule: messenger RNA, 1221 nt
Organism: Camellia sinensis
Lineage: Eukaryota; Viridiplantae; Streptophyta; Magnoliopsida; Ericales; Theaceae
Source: RefSeq, a predicted model, not a curated record